Dermatophagoides pteronyssinus (European house dust mite) is the source of this 724-nucleotide messenger RNA. RefSeq lists its product as uncharacterized. Lineage: Eukaryota; Metazoa; Arthropoda; Arachnida; Sarcoptiformes; Pyroglyphidae. The record is from RefSeq and is a predicted model, not a curated record.
GAUCUACAUUUUUUGUUUGCUGGAGUUGUUGUAUAAAAAGCAAUACAAAUUUCGCCACUUUCAUUUUUGAUUUCCUAACAUUCAUUCAUAUAGCUUUUUAGCAGGAAAUCAUUUGACCACCAUCAUCAAACAAAACAAAAAUGCAAUUCCUGAUUUUAUUAGCCGCAUUAAUCGCCACCGUGAAGGCAAUUCCGCAACCUGAACCUGAACCGUAUUAUCAUUAUCCUACUACCGUACUUACAAAACAUUAUCAAACAUUGUAUGCACCAAUUACACAAAGUAAUUAUGGCAGUCAUGUUAAUCAUUUGGUACAAGUUCCAGCGCCAAUCUACAAAGGUGUGCCAGUACCCGAACCCUAUACUGUUCCACAACCAUAUGAAGUACCACGACCAUAUCCGGUAGAAGUGCCAAGACCAAUUCCAGUAGAAGUGAAACGAAUUGUACCAAUUCCAAUGGUAGCACAAGCUACACCAAUUUAUACUAAAUCCGUUGUUCAUGCACCACCAGUUUUACAUCAUCAACAUGGUUAUCAUGGUGGUCAAUUGUUGGCAGCCCAACCACAUCCAGAACCAGAACCAGCCUUAUUGGAACAUGGAUAUGGUCAACCUGAACCAUACAAUUAUCCAAACAUUCAUCAACAACAUCAACAGCCAUUGUUGGAACAUUACAAAAAAUAAAAUCAAUGCAAAGAGAGACUUAUAUAAUAUAUUUAAUCAAAUCAUAA